UUCAUCUUCCUCAAGCCCCUUUCUCAUAAAAACAUAAAUCAAAGAACGGUUUCGAUGGCGGAUCAGAAGAAUUUGGAUCGGGUGAAGGGUCCAUGGAGUCCAGAGGAGGAUCAGCUUCUGCGGCGGUUGGUGCAGCAGCACGGCGCGAGGAACUGGACAGGGAUUUCGAAAUCGAUUCCCGGACGAUCCGGUAAAUCUUGCCGGUUACGGUGGUGCAAUCAGCUGUCUCCGGAAGUUGAGCACCGCCCGUUCACGGCGGAGGAGGACGAGAUCAUCGUGAGAGCCCAUGUCGAGCACGGGAAUAAGUGGGCCACCAUCGCUCGUCGGCUCAACGGCCGUACUGAUAAUGCCGUAAAGAAUCACUGGAACUCCACGCUGAAGCGAAGGUUCUCCGCCAUGGCUAUGGAGAACGGUGCUAUUUCGGAGGACGAUGGGUACCACUUGGCAGAUAAAAAGCAAAGAUUGUCGCCGAAACCGUUGAUCUCUUCUCCAAUCGAAGCAGAUCCGAAACCGAAAGCUCCGGUUUCUAAUCCAUGCCUCCUUCCUCCUCGCAACGGAGACGGAUCGCCUCGUUCUGACGUCACCGAUUCGAACCAGGAUGCGAUUUCACCGGAGGCGGUAACGAAAUCCACCUCUCCGCCGUCUAUCCACGGCGAUCCUCCGUCGGAAAACGAGACCAACGUCGUCUCCGCCGAGGAUCGAAACAGAGAGAGAGAGACAGAGAAGGUAAACGAGAAAGUCUCGACGGAGCUGACCCUGAGCCUCCCAUGGACCGAGUCGAACAAUACCAACUCGACUCGGGUAAACUCGGCGGCGAUGAAGGAGGAGGAGGAUAGUGAUAAGGGCACGACGGAGACGAGGAGGGGAAGCAUGUUUGGGUCGGAGUUCAUGGCGGUGGUGCAGGAGAUGAUUAGGGAGGAGGUGAGGAGUUACAUGAGGGCGAAAGGGAAAAGAGACGGUGGUGGUGUAAUUAACGCAGGGAUUAAGAGAGUCGAGAUUAACAAAAACUGUUGAUUAAGGGAUUUGUUUAGUGGGUAUAAUUACGGUUUAAGGUUUUAGAAUCCGAUAAUACAACAAGAAACAAAACUUGUUGAUUGAUGAGAUGCCAGAUCAUUUUUUCCUCAUGUCGGGAUUUAUUUUCGUUUCUUUAAAUCCGCUAAUAAUAAUGGGUGUUAAAAUUU
Messenger RNA from Tarenaya hassleriana, 1181 nucleotides. Its product is annotated as transcription factor MYB44-like. Gene Ontology annotation, cellular component: nucleus. Gene Ontology annotation, biological process: regulation of DNA-templated transcription. The coding region runs from base 55 to 1014 and encodes 319 amino acids. The transcript has a single exon. The record is from RefSeq and is a predicted model, not a curated record. NCBI's taxonomy places the organism in Eukaryota, Viridiplantae, Streptophyta, Magnoliopsida, Brassicales, Cleomaceae. Gene Ontology annotation, molecular function: DNA-binding transcription factor activity, RNA polymerase II-specific; RNA polymerase II cis-regulatory region sequence-specific DNA binding.